AGAAAAUUCAUCGUUUUCACAUCGUGCAACGGGAGUUUGCAGCUGCUCCGUCUCAAACGACAUCGUUCAUAUCCUAAAAAUAAAAAUCCAAAGCUCACGCCUUUUCUUCGUCUGGCUUCUGCAACUAAAAUUCACUGCAUUUUAGGAUGCUCUACACGCCUGCACUUCUCCUACUGUUUAAGUUAUUUCUGACCGUCGAUUUUGUAGAAAUCAAAGACCACAAUCACGCUCUUACCGAUUGGUUGGGAUGGGUUUUGCAGACGAUACAUUGCAGACAGAGUCAACAAGGGUUAUAUCAGGAAGAUUGCCAAUGGAAAAUGGUCAUACUGAUUCUCAUGGCAGUCCUCCCAAGUAUAAGCGGCGCAGAGUUUCAGCUAUUAGGGAUUUCCCCGUUGGAUGUGGACCUUCUAGAAUUAUAGCACCUAUGAAGAUGCCUUCACCUGGAGCUCCAGACACUCUGAGCACUCCAGGUGAUGUCGUGCCAAAAAUUUCUUGUAAUGGGGAUAUUGCUACUCCAGUGGAAAAUAUGGUCCCACGAAAUUAUCCUCCUCGGAGGAGAGUUUCAGCUGUCCGAGACUUUCCACCAUUUUGUGGAAGAAAUGCUGCACGCAUUCAGGAGAAUGCAAAUGUGCUUGCUUCUACAGAGAACAAGAACUUGAUUCUAGAGAAGUCAAGAAAUGAAGAAGAGUUGAUGAGGUGCAUGGAGAAUACUGCUGUGAAACCAAUGGGAGAUAAUGUUCAAAAAGGAGACGCUGACAAGCACCACUUGGAGAGGCAUGUUUCUAGUUUCUCUGAAGUUCAAGCUGAAUCUGCAGGACCAUCCACUAAAUAUACGAGGAAUCAAGAUGAGUUUGGAGCUUCUUCUGGGAAUGAGUUGAAGGUGAUCCAAGAGGGCUUCCUAGAACAAAGCAGCAAAUCUCCAGAGGAAAGCAUACAGCAUCAGUACAACUUGAAAUCUGAGGUAGUCCUUGAAUCAGGCAAGGGGACUAUUGAAGGUUUGGAGAAUAAUGAUAGUUUGGAGAUUGCAUUUGACAGGAUACUUGUGUUGGGUCUUAUGGCUCCAGGAAAUGGUCCUUGGUCACUGGGAUUUAAAGCCCAUAAACCUAGUGACAUGGCUGGUAGUGCCAAUGAAAGUAAUCGGAAAAGAAAUGAUAUUAUGCUGCAAGAACAACCCAAAGCUUCUGUUCGGACAAAGGAGAAUGAUACAAAGAACGUUGGAGAAACUGAUAUGAAAGUGAAUAAGAAGAGGAUGGUUAAGAAGAAGAGUUCAUUUCCUAGCCCUAAGGCUCAUGAAGGUAUAGGAACAGAUGUAUGGGAUACUGAAGAAAAUCUUGAGCAUGAUAUGGAAUCUAAUAAUUUUCUAUUGGUCAGAAGAUCACAGAAUAUUGAUGUGACCCUUCCUCCUUCCUGCCCCAGCAAUUCUAUUGGCAAAGGUGAUGGCAAUGAUGCAUCUGUCACCAGAAACAAAGUUAGGGAAACCUUGCGUUUGUUCCAGGUUGUCUAUAGGAAACUUGUUAAGGAAGAUGAGGCAAAGCAGAAGCACAUUAAGAGGCCUGAUUGUGUAGCAGCAUCUGUUCUUAAAAGCAAAGGAAAAUAUGUCAACACAAACAAAAUGAUCGGCUCAGUUCCAGGCGUUGAAGUUGGUGAUGAGUUUCAAUACCGGGUGGAGCUUAAUAUUAUUGGUCUUCAUCGCCCAACUCAGGGAGGUAUAGAUUAUAUGAAGGAAGGUGGACUUAUCCUUGCUACCAGUAUUGUAGCAUCCGGUGGCUAUGAUGACAAUAUGGAUGAUUCAGAUGUAUUGAUAUACACAGGUUCAGGGGGGAACAUGAUGAACGGAGGAGAUAAGGAACCUGAAGACCAGAAGCUUGAACGAGGUAAUCUUGCUUUGAAGAAUAGUAUGGAUGCAAAGAAUCCUGUAAGGGUCAUCCGUGGUGAUACAAGAGCAUCUGAAUCAUCCAGUGCAAGAACUAGGACAUAUAUCUACGACGGGUUAUAUUUGGUGGAGAAGUGUUGGCAGGAUUUGGGACCAUAUGGUAAACUAGUCUUUAAGUUUAGAUUGGUUCGAAUUCCAGGACAACCAGAGCUUGCUUGGAAAGUGGUGAAGAAGUCCAAAAAAUUUAAAGUACGAGAUGGUCUCUGUGAGGAUGAUAUCUCAAAAGGAAAAGAAAAAAUUCCCAUUUGUGCUGUAAACACCAUAGAUGAUGAGAAACCUCCACCAUUUGAAUACAUUACUCAUGUGAUAUAUCCUGAUUGGUGCCGCCCUAUUCCUCCCAGGGGUUGUAAUUGCACUAAUGGAUGCUCUGAGACUGCGGAAUGUUCUUGUGUGGCAAAGAAUGGAGGAGAGAUCCCAUUUAACCAUAACGGGGCUAUUGUUGAAGCAAAACCUCUGGUGUAUGAGUGUGGCCCUUCUUGCAAGUGUCCUCCUUCUUGUUACAACAGAGUCACCCAGCAUGGUAUUAAGAUUCACCUUGAAAUUUUUAAAACAGAAUCAAGGGGUUGGGGUGUGAGAUCUUUAAAUUCAAUCCCUUCAGGAAGUUUUAUCUGUGAGUACGUAGGGGAGCUUCUUGAAGAGAAGGAAGCUGAGCAAAGAGCUGGUAAUGAUGAGUAUUUAUUUGAUAUUGGAAAUAACUCUAGUGACCUAUGGGAUGGACUUUCGAACCUCAUAUCUGAGACCCAUUCAAGUUCUUGUGAGGUUGUGGAGGAGAGUUGCUUCACCAUUGAUGCAGCAAAGUAUGGCAAUGUUGGGAGAUUCGUCAACCAUAGCUGUUCACCUAAUCUCUAUGCGCAAAAUGUUCUCUAUGAUCAUGAGGACAAGAGAGUUCCUCACAUAAUGCUGUUUGCUGCUGAAAAUAUUCCUCCCUUGCAAGAGCUAACUUACCAUUACAACUAUACAAUAGAUGAGGUUUUUGACUCUGAUGGCAAUAUUAAGAAGAAGAGUUGCUACUGUGGUUCUUCUGAGUGCACUGGGAGAAUGUAUUGAGGCUGUUUAGUAAGAGAUGGAUUUCGAAGCAGCAGUAUUAUACUUUAUCAAAAUAAGUUGCUUGCUUUAUUAAUUACAGAAACAAGUAUAUGUCCAUAUAAUUAUGCAUGCUCAGCUAUUUGUCCGUA
Messenger RNA from Ricinus communis (castor bean), 3108 nucleotides. RefSeq names its product histone-lysine N-methyltransferase, H3 lysine-9 specific SUVH5-like. NCBI's taxonomy places the organism in Eukaryota, Viridiplantae, Streptophyta, Magnoliopsida, Malpighiales, Euphorbiaceae. Gene Ontology annotation, molecular function: protein binding; histone methyltransferase activity; zinc ion binding. Gene Ontology annotation, cellular component: nucleus. The record is from RefSeq and is a predicted model, not a curated record. The transcript has 2 exons. The coding region runs from base 248 to 2980 and encodes 910 amino acids.